This is a messenger RNA of Microplitis demolitor, 2981 nucleotides long. RefSeq lists its product as uncharacterized. Bases 73 to 2838 code for a protein of 921 amino acids. NCBI's taxonomy places the organism in Eukaryota, Metazoa, Arthropoda, Insecta, Hymenoptera, Braconidae. Gene Ontology annotation, biological process: cell-cell adhesion; cell migration; cellularization. The transcript has 2 exons. Gene Ontology annotation, cellular component: membrane; adherens junction; cytoplasm. The record is from RefSeq and is a predicted model, not a curated record. Gene Ontology annotation, molecular function: beta-catenin binding; actin filament binding.
AAUAAAAUAAAUUAAGUGACAGUUCGAUAAAUUAAUUAAAUAAAAUACAUUUUAAACAACUUAGUGAAAAAAAUGUUCAAGACAAAAAAAUAUAAAAAAAUCUGGGAUAAUUUGUCAGUGAAAUUAAAUAAUAUUGACUUAUUAUUAACUGACAAUAAUAAUGAUGAAUUAAUUAAUUUAAUAAAUAAUUUAAGUAAAUUAUCACAGGAAUUGAAAUCAGUUUUAUUAAAAAAUAAUGAUAAUGAUAAGAUAAAAUUAAUUGAAUUAUUUGAUGAUUUUAUUUAUGAAACAAAAUCCCGGGAAAAUUUAAAAAAAAAUUUAUCACUCAAUAUGGAGGAGUUUAAAAAUAAUUUAAAGACGCAAUUUAAAAUGAUUGAGACUAAUGAGUCUAGAGAUUUAAUUAAAAAAUCUAGAGAUUUACUGAAUUAUUUUAAUGAAAUUAAUGAUAAUUUUGAGCUCAAUAUUUACAAAGUGAGAAAAAUCGGAACUUCUUUAAUUGAAAUAAUUGAGGGAUUAAAAAAAUAUUUGAGUGAUUUAUUAUCACCUGGAAUGAGAGAAAAAAUUUAUUUAUGUGCGACGCAAUUAAUUGUUACCUUUAAAUUACUAAUUGAUUUAAUAAAUGAGCAGACGGAAAUUGGAACGCAGAUUUGCGGAACAAGAAUUUAUUUGUUUAAUUGUUUUAGCGUUUGUUUGAAGAUAAUUAUUGAUACAAUCGAAGGAAAUUAUUUUACUGAUGACGAAGAAAUUUAUGAGGAAGAGAAUCAUUUUAUUUAUAAAAUGGAUCUGGCUUUGGAUUUGGUCAACAAGAUGGCGGAUAUGAAACACGAAAUGUCCGAGCCGAAUGAUAAGGCCGGAGAUUUGAAUUUAAAUUAUUGUAAAGAAAAAAAUGAACUUAUUGAAGAAUUGUGGAGUGUUUUGGAAGAUAUAUUUAGUCAUACGAUGGCUAUUGCUCAAGUUUGCUCACCAGAGCAGUUUAAUUUGAUGACGGGGAUCAGCAAAACCGUAAUUUGCGAAUUCGAUAAUUGGAAGCGGGAGUUUCUGAAAGAAAAAAGAGACAGGGCAUUGUUUAGUUUGUUCGGUAACACUUUUAUGGACGCAAUGUAUAGACUUGAGAGGGCUGUUAAUGUCGCGAUGCUUCAGUUGGUGAUGGAGGUAUUCAGCGAGCCUUUUAGUGCUCUAAAGAAACUCGUCAAGAUUUGCGGGAACAGUUUGAAAAAAGAGUGCAGGAGAAAAGAGGAUCUAGAAAAGGCUAUUGAGGAGUUUGAUUUGAUUACUGAUAAAGCGCUGCAGAUUGGGUUGUAUGCUGCUGCUUCUUGUGGAAAUACCACUCGCGCUCUAAGAAUCCGUAACCACAUGGCAUCACUUGAGUCCUUGGACCUCGAGCUCGUAGCAGCGAUAACUUCUUUCUACCUCGAGCCUUCAUCAGAAUUACGCUCAGCAGUAAAACUUUUGACAACUCAAUGGCAGAAUGAAAUGAACAAUCUCCACAAAUCAGUUGACCUGAUCCUCGAUCCUUCGGCCUACUGUCAAGUGGUUCUAGAAGAUUUGCAAGAGCGGGUUCAGUCCAUCUCCGAUGCCUUCGAGAAUCACCAGACAGUAACUCAGUCGCAAGUAAAAAUAAUUGUCUACCGAGCUUGCGCUCUCGCUUCUCAAAUUACCACCGCCAUUGAUGACAUCGGCAGCAACGUCAUGGAUAAACAGACGGUAAUGACUAUUCGAGAGCUCAAAGCCGCAAUUUAUGAAACUGACGCAGCUUCAAAAACUCUUUUGACCCCCACUUCAACUUUGCCUCAGCAAUUGCGAGUAAUUAAACGAUGCGAGUUACUACUAAGUGUCAUAAAACGGCUCCAGCCUGCUCUUGAAAUAAUAAAUUCUAAAGUAACGAGCUCUUUGAUGAGUAAUAGUGAAAAUUCUUCGAGUAAUGAUAGCAAGUCAUUUAUUAAAACUCCGUAUACUGUUAAAAAUUACAAGUCUACUGUCACUAUUCAAUUUGAUGAUCAAGAUAAAAUAGAUCCUUGUGAUUUAAGUUGUUUGAUUCCGUAUAUUGAACGUGGGAAGACCAUGAGAUCGGAAUUUUCUGUAUUAUAUAAAAAUAAUUGGGCUGAUGAUGAUGAUAGUGAAGAUUGCGAUGAUGAAAGAAGGGGAAAAAUUUUUUUUAAAAGUCAGACAAGAAGAUGGGGAGGGGAAAGUACAAGAAGUCGAAAAAAAAAUUUUGAUGAAAAUUUAUUGGAAAAAAAUAAAAAAAAAAAGUCAGAAGAAGAAGAAGGUUUGGAAAAGUUUGAAAAACAAAUUAGAGAAAAAAUUUCAUUAAACGACGGACAAGAAAAAAUUAAAGUAGAAAAUUUUGAUAAAAAUUAUAAAGAAAAAGAUCAUGAGGAAAAUAUGAAUUUAAGUAAAAAUAAUAAAGAAAUUUUUAAUUCUGCAAAUAAUAAAUCAAAAUUAAAACUAAGACGUAAUUUAAAUAAUAUAAGACUCCAUUUAUUUAAUCGUGAUGACUUUUCUAUUAAUAGUAUAAAUAAUGACAGUAAUGAAGAAGAAUUUAAAGAAAUAAGUUUAGACUUGACGGGAAUAUUAGAAAACAUUUCUGGUAUUUCAAUGGCAGACAGUGAAACAAGUAACGGGACCAAAAGCAAUGGAGGUCAAGAUGUAAGUUCGGUUAUUGAUAGAGAAAUGGACUAUUGUAGAGAAACUAGAGACUCUGGUGACAGCAAUUUCGCUAACGAUGGUGCUGGCGACGCGGGCAGCAUCAGCAGCAUCGACACGCCGGAGAGGAUCAAAGACAUCAAGAAAAUUGACAAGAAAAUUGAAAUUUUACAGCGACGCGUUAAUUCGAAGUAAUUUCACAAUUUUCUGCAUUUUCGAAGAUCGGUUAAUUAUUCAAAAGUUUAUCGCGUUUGUACUUAAUUAUUAUUAUUAUUUAAUGUUAUUAAUUAUGCUUAUAGUUAAUUUUAAUAUAAAUAUAUUAAAAUAUGUAUUUUGUA